CAAAACCGUCCCUCUUGGAACGAGUCAGAAAAAAUUGCUGCCUCUGCGCGUGACUCUUAAGAAUAAGUCGUCGCGGCCGCAGCGAUGUCAACUCAGACCCUGAUCUUCGUGGAUGUGGACGGUGUGCUAAACGUGGGCCUUUCUCAAGGGGAAACCAACACUCUGAUGCUGAGCCUUCGCAACAUGGCACUGGCGCGCCGCGUGCAGCUGGACGGCCGUGCCUCCAAGGCGUCGAAAGACGCCGCGGAGUCGCUUUUUAACCUUGCCGCAGCUCCAUUGAGCGGCGAAGCAGGCACAUUGCAGAAGUAUAUGUGCCCAGAUCAUGGCAUUUCAGACCUGUUGGUGGAAAGAUUGGCAAAGCUCCUCCUUGCCGCCGGGCCAUCGGCUCAUGUGGUGCUGUCUUCAAGCUGGAGACACGAGCGUCACGCCGCGAAGCGUGACUUGCUGGAACGGAAGAUUAGCAAGUGUAUAGGGCAAUCCUUUUCCUUUCAUGGCGUGACAGACACAGGUCGCAAGGAGCACACUGGUGGGGACAGAUUGGAGCUGCUGGGUGACUACCUCGAGGAGUACAGUCAGCGGAUUCCAAGAGAUCAGCAUCUCCGCAUUCUCGUCCUCGACGAUUUCUUCUUGUGCCCCAUGGGCUGGACCGUUGGAGAAAAGUUGGUCCAGACUCAGGAGGAGAUGAACGAUUAUAUCAAGUCUCGAGCGAAAAACCCCCCUUUUGUGCAGGUGAAAAUUGUCUACACCUACGAUGAGUGGACGAUGCGACUGGGAAAGCUUCACGCCAGCAUCGGACUUCAGAUGAGCAUGUAUGUCGAUGCAAUGAACUUUCUGCAAGAUAAGGAGGCUCAACCUGAGCUCCAAGUGCCUGAGACGAGGAGCGCCUUGCUGCUGAAAUCUACCGAGGUCCUUCCCAUCCAAACAAGGCCGAAAGGAUUCUCGCCCUGCCAAUCUGUGAUUCUCGCCCUGUAGCUGAGUACAUCGCCGGCCCCAUGGAGGUUGAAGAAAGAGACCAUGGGUUCCCCAGAUAUGUGUG
Cladocopium goreaui is the source of this 1036-nucleotide messenger RNA. Lineage: Eukaryota; Dinophyceae; Suessiales; Symbiodiniaceae. The record is from the annotation of a GenBank genome assembly.